UGGCAUAUAAGCAGAUUGCCGGUUCAGCAAAAACAGCUGGUGAACCAAUCCUUAGUAAUUAAUCAUAAAGCUUAAAAUGUUUCUAAUAAGACGUUACUUUAGUGGGUUUCAACACAUAAAAGCAAUUACAAAUACUGCUAAACCUGGAGACCGUCUUGAUGUGCUAGGAUGGAUCAAAAACAUACGGCGCUUGAAGAAAAAUAUAUUUUUUGACCUUAACGAUGGUUCCACUGUACGUCAAUUUCAAGUGGUCAUACCGAAAACAACGGACACAAAGGAUAUAAGUGUUGGGAGUAAUAUCCGUGCAUCCGGGUUCAUACAAGUAGCGCCUAAUGGCCAACUAGAAUUACACGCCGAACAUGUAAAAGUAAUAGCUGACGGCCAUAUAACAGAUUAUCCUUUUACGCCAAAGCAGCAGCAUCCUCCUGAAUAUGUUCGUGAACAUUUACACCUGCGUGCGCGUGUAGAUUACAUAGCGGCGCAAAUGAGAUUGAGGCAUCGUGCAUUGAAGGCGAUACAUGACUAUAUGGAUGAAUUGCACUUUGUCCAGAUUACCACUUCCGUUCUUACAACAAAUGACUGUGAAGGUGCUGGAGAAAUUUUCAGAGUGCAACCAGAUUCUGAUGUGCUCCUCAAGGAAAUGGCCCGACCCAAUAUUCCCACUGAGCAUAGUUACUUCGACAAAAAAGUGUUUUUGUCCGUUUCAGGGCAAUUACAUUUAGAAGCAAUGUCACAUGGAUUGGGUAAUACAUACACAUUAACCCCAGCAUUUCGCGCUGAAAAUUCUAAAUCGCCACUACAUUUAUCGGAAUUUUAUAUGUUUGAGGCUGAAUUAGCAUUUAUGGAGGACAUUUCCUCCUUAACCUCAUUCAUUGAGAAAAUGAUAAAAAACGUUACAUUACGGAUUAUAGAAUCAGCAACAGACGAUUUAAAAUUUUGUCAAGAAAAAGCAUUAGGUUCUGCUUUUGAGCUACCUUGGCUGAAAGCAGCGUGGAUCACUCUUAGCUAUGAUGAAGCUUUGGACAUUUUAAUAGCAAAUAAAGAGAAAUUUAAAACAGCACUUAAACCAAGUGAAGGAUUUUCUAAGGAACAAGAAUUAUUCCUCGCCGACCAUUGUGGAACUCCAGUGUUUGUUGUUGAUUGGCCUUCUGAUCAAAAGCCUUUCUAUAUGAAAGUGGUUCAAACAAAACCUGAUCGAGUUCAUGCUCUAGAUUUGUUAAUGCCUGAAGUUGGAGAAUUGUGUGGAGGGAGUUUACGUGAAAAUGACGAGAUGCGUUUGAGGUCACAUCCACGUUUACCACAAGACUUGGAAUGGUAUUUGGAAUUGAGAAAGUUUGGCGGCGUUCCUACAGGUGGUUUCGGCUUAGGUUUUGAGCGCUACCUUCAAUUACUCAGUGGAGUAAAGAACAUACGUGAUGUUAUACCAUUUCCACGAUACCCACAUAGUUGCCAAAUGUGAAUAUAUUUAUGUUGCUUUUAUUACUAUGCAUAUUCAUGAAGAUGAAAAGUUGACAAUGAAAGUAAUAAUAAUAAUUAAUAUUCUUUAAAAGCAACAAAAAAAACAUUUUCAUUAAUUUAAAUAUAUUUUGUCACCUAUUACGUAUACGGAUUUCGAUA
Molecule: messenger RNA, 1617 nt
Organism: Bactrocera neohumeralis
Lineage: Eukaryota; Metazoa; Arthropoda; Insecta; Diptera; Tephritidae
Gene: AsnRS-m
Product: probable asparagine--tRNA ligase, mitochondrial
Exons: 4
Coding region: 77-1459 (460 amino acids)
Biological process (GO): asparaginyl-tRNA aminoacylation
Cellular component (GO): mitochondrion
Molecular function (GO): nucleic acid binding; ATP binding; asparagine-tRNA ligase activity
Source: RefSeq, a predicted model, not a curated record